Molecule: messenger RNA, 988 nt
Organism: Lagopus leucura (white-tailed ptarmigan)
Lineage: Eukaryota; Metazoa; Chordata; Aves; Galliformes; Phasianidae
Product: granzyme G-like
Exons: 5
Coding region: 23-745 (240 amino acids)
Biological process (GO): proteolysis
Molecular function (GO): serine-type endopeptidase activity
Source: RefSeq, a predicted model, not a curated record
CCCCUGGGGCAUCCUCGAGGCCAUGCAGCACCCACAGAGACUCCUGCUGACCGUCCUGCUGCUGGCGUGGCCUCUGGACACGGCUGGUCGCUCCUGGAGCCGGUUGGACCAGGACAGCCAGGCUCUGGCUCAAUCCAGGCCAUACAUGGCUUAUCUGCGGGGCAGGGAUGGUGGGUUCUGCGGGGGCUUCCUGGUGGCCCCCGGGUGGGUGAUGACGGCCGCGCAGUGCUUCAGCCACAGACCUCUGACCGUCAUCCUCGGAGCCCGCGACAUCCAGAGGGAAGAGGAAAGCUGGCAGGAGCUGCAGGUGCAGAAGUACCACUGCCACCCCAAGUACAGGAGGCGCGAGGAGGGGCACGACAUCCUCCUGCUGGAGCUGAAAAGCAAAGCCAUCGUGAACGACCGCGUGAGGCCCAUCUCCUUCCCAAACACGAGGUUUCCUGGAGGGCUGAUGUGCAGCGUCGCCGGGUGGGGGCACGGAGCCUCCAACGCUGCCCUCUGUGAGGCCAACGUCACCGUCAGCAAACAGCGGGACUGCCUCCCCAUCUACCUCGGCCUCGCCGACCACGUCCUGUGUGCCAAGAGCAGCAGCAACGGGGUUCCUGACAAGAGCUAUACUGGGUGUCCCCUCGUGUGCAACAACAGAGCCUACGGGAUCUACUCCUACCCCUACCGGCAGCCCAUGUCCUUCUACACAGACAUCAGCCCCUACCUGCCCUGGAUCAACCACGUCAUGAAGUCCUGAGGUCGCAGCGAUUGCUCUCACCCUUGCGGUGCCCAAUGCUCUCCUGCUGCCACUUCCAUCCUCCCCAGGGAAGCCCCCCUGGGAUCCCCCUUCUGGUGUAGAGCCCCGUUUUGGGCUGCACUCCCAAAGGAGGGGCUGCAGCUCUCAGGACCCAGUGAGCAUCUCCUCCUCCCUGCUGUGUGACACCCGGCUGCUUUCAUUCCCCACCCAUUUGUGACACCCUCCAUCCUUUCCCUGCCUCGU